AUGGAGAUGAUAUUCAUUGAUGAACAGGGUGAUACUGUGCAAGCUUCCAUUAAGUAUACACUGUUAUACAGAUUUGAGUCUAAGAUCAAAGUGAACAGAUCUUAUGUAAUGUCAAACAUAUCUGUUUUUUUUAGUGUCAAGACCUACAACCAUGCCUUGAAUGAUUAUAGAGUCACUUUUGAAUAUACAUCUACUGUGAGAGAAGUUGAAGUUUCGUCCAUUCCAAUGUAUUCAUUUAAGUUCACACCUUACGUAGAUAUACAACAAGCGUCAAACAACAAUGAGUAUACGAUAUAUGUUAUUGGUUCGCUUUUGUCGAUAGGUGAAGUUCAGGUAUUUAACCAUUGGCAUUCAUCACGUGUGCUUAUAAAUGAGGAUAUACCUGCAAUUAAUGAGUUCAAGUCGAGUCUCAUUCAGAGUAAACCAAAUAGUGGUCAAGUGAUAAGUCAAAAAUUGUCGCAGUCUUCUUACUCGAUGGAAGAUGAUUUUAUACGUAAGACUAUCAGAAAAUUUUUGGACGAAUUGAGUGACACAAAUGAGCCUGGCAAAUAUGUUGUAUUGGCCACUAUUAAAGGUCUUGUGAAAACAUCAAAGUGGUGUACAAUGGUUGCAUUAAGUGUAAUAGAUUUGCUAGACAGGAUUCAAAAAUGUGGUAUUGUCACGUUUGCAUGGCUCAUUGGCCUACUGCUAAGCCAACUCAUUGUCAUGGACGAUACAAAUUCAGGUUCGAUGAUUGUAUUUGGGAAAGAAGCUGAAAGGAUGCUAGAUAUUCCUGUAGAAGCAUUAAUUCAAACAGUCCAAAACAUGGGAGAAGAAUUUGUGGAGUAUCAUAUGGAACUUGAGGGGUUAAUUGAUCGAAGAAUGUUAUUCAAAAUUGCUAUCAAGGGUGAUAAUGUUGUCAAUGAAGAUCAUAAAACCUACAAUGUUCAAAAAGUUUGCACAGAUGAUGGUAUCAUUGCUUCAUUUUUGAAGUAUUACGAAAUGGAUGCCAAACAUGAUAAUGGUUCAUCGUCGCUGAGUAUCAAUUAUGACAACGAUGGGUGUGUCUUCUCAUCAAAGGACUCUGGAACGUGUUCUAAUUUUAACGAUGGCGUUGUGGAUGGUGAUAUCACAACUAAUGGUAUUGUGGAUGAUGAUGUCAACGCUAUUAAUCCAAUAAAGCGAUCCAACGAUUGUAUUUUGGAUAGUAUUCUCAAUGAUCCUACCGUCCAACAAUCAUCCACCAAAUUAUUGAAAAAGAUCAAACAAGAGAAAAUGGAGUAA
Messenger RNA from Erythranthe guttata (spotted monkey flower), 1263 nucleotides. Lineage: Eukaryota; Viridiplantae; Streptophyta; Magnoliopsida; Lamiales; Phrymaceae. The record is from RefSeq and is a predicted model, not a curated record.